UGCUAUCCUUCUGAGGUUCAAAAGUGGUAAUAAUACUCGACGCCAGUCACUCAGCUUGUGACACCAACGAUUUCUGCCCAGGUUGAACUUUCGCACGGAUUUUACCCCUUGAGCUCAUCGUUCCGCGCAACGAGCGCAUCCCAAACAUGCUGCCUCUUCGCCACUCGCUGCGGCGCCUUCCAGGCAGCCGCGCAGCUGCUAAGAGGCUCCCCUCACUGCUGCCUGCGACCCGCGCACACCGAUACCUUUCCUCAUCAACCAACCGCGGCGCGGAGGCGACCGAGUUGACGAAGAACGUCGACGAGCCUGCUCAGGACUUCGCGGGGCUGUUGCACAAGGCGCUGCACAAUGAGUCCUUGUCGGCACCACUUGCUGCCCGCUUGCGCACCAAUGCUCUCUACCAGGUUCGCAAUCGGCUGGACAACGCGCACGGGGCGACGGACAACUUUGCGAAGGCCAACCAUGUCCCACCCGAGCUGCUGGAGAGCCUGCGCGCUGGCGAGGACGUGAGCCGGCACCUAUCACUGUUCCCGGAGGACGUCAGCGGCCCGCUCACUGCGCUCGUCCGGAUGGAGGGCGAGUUCCAGAGGGAGAUUACGCAGCUCGAGUCGCAGAUCCUCGCCGACGAGAAGGACGAGGGUCACCUCGAGACCGCACACGCCGCACGUAUGCGCGAGCUGCGGGACGCCAUCCGCAAGGGCCGCGAGGGAGGCGUCAAGCCCACCUACCCCGCUCUGCUCUCCGAGUCCGAUGUCGAGACCUCCCCCACCGACAAGACCUCCGACUUCCACGCCGUCGAGGACCUCCACCACCUGUCGAUCGAGGAGACGCUCGCCAAGGGCGAGGGCGGGCGCGGCAAGAUGCGGCACUUCACCGUCAACUUCGGCCCUCAGCAUCCCGCUGCUCACGGUGUGCUCCGUAUGAUCCUGGAGCUGAACGGCGAGGAAGUGUUGCGCGCGGAUCCGCAUAUCGGGUUGCUGCACCGCGGGACGGAGAAGCUUAUCGAGUUCAAGACGUACACGCAGGCGCUGCCAUACUUUGACCGGUUGGACUACGUUAGCAUGAUGACGAACGAGCUCUGCUAUUCCAUGGCCGUCGAGAAGCUCCUCAACAUUGAGGUGCCCGCUCGCGCCAAGUGGAUCCGUACCCUCUUCGGCGAGAUCACUCGCAUUCUCAACCAUCUCAUGGCCGUCUUAACCCACGCCAUGGACGUCGGUGCCCUCACACCCUUCCUGUGGGGCUUCGAGGAGCGCGAGAAGCUUAUGGAGUUCUACGAGCGCGUCUCCGGCGCCCGCCUGCACGCCGCCUACGUGCGCCCCGGCGGUGUCGCUUUCGACCUCCCGCACGGCCUUCUCGACGACAUCUUCAAAUGGGCGACGCAGUUCAGCUCGCGCGUCGACGAGGUCGAGGAAGUCGUGACGGGCAACCGCAUCUGGAAGCAGCGGACGAUCAACGUCGGGCGCGUGACGGCGGAGGACGCGCAGCGCUUCUCGUUCUCGGGAGUCAUGCUGCGCGGCAGCGGUGUGCCGUGGGACCUGCGCAAGGUGUCGCCGUACGAUGCGUAUGACCAGGUCGAGUUCGACAUCCCGGUGGGCAAGAACGGGGAUUGCUACGACCGCUACUUGUGCCGUGUCCAGGAGAUGCGCGAGAGUUUGAGGAUCAUCUCGCAGUGCCUGAACAAGAUGCCCACCGGCGCGUACAAGGUCGACGACCACAAGCUCGUCCCGCCGCCGCGCGCGAGCAUGAAGGAGAGCAUGGAGAGCCUGAUCCACCACUUCAAGCUCUUCUCGGAGGGCUACUCCGUCCCGCCGGGCGAGACGUACAGCGCGAUCGAGGCGCCGAAGGGCGAGAUGGGCGUGUACCUCGUCAGCGACGGCUCGAACCGGCCAUACCGCUGCUCGAUCCGCGCGCCGGGCUUUGCGCACCUCGCGGGGUCGGACUUUAUUUUGAGGAACCAUAUGUUGGCGGACGCUGUUGCGGUUAUCGGUACGAUGGACCUGGUGUUCGGCGAGGUCGACCGCUAGACCUGGACCCUUCGGAGUGGAUGGGGCGUACAGUACGCGCGGUGGCCAUUGGUGCUGUAGACUCGAGUCCGAGAAAAUGCAACUAUGUUUAUUCGCUCAAGGGUGAGGGUGAGGAUGAGGGUUAUAUCGAAGGCGUUGUGCGAUCUCUGUGUAGGUGCAGGCGUCGAGAGUGACAUUGCAGGCGUCGAGAGUGACAUUGCAG
Molecule: messenger RNA, 2226 nt
Organism: Schizophyllum commune H4-8
Lineage: Eukaryota; Fungi; Basidiomycota; Agaricomycetes; Agaricales; Schizophyllaceae
Product: NADH dehydrogenase I, D subunit
Exons: 10
Coding region: 147-2024 (625 amino acids)
Biological process (GO): mitochondrial electron transport, NADH to ubiquinone
Molecular function (GO): NAD binding; quinone binding; NADH dehydrogenase (ubiquinone) activity
Source: RefSeq, a predicted model, not a curated record